AGGGACAGAGAAGAGCACACAGAACGUGCACGCGAGCACUGUGACACAGAGGGAGCGAGAGACAGAGACAGAGAGAGAGACAGAGACUGAGCGGUACGGCGGGAGAGUGCGCUCCUCUGUCCCGCUAUGGCUGAUCUUAUCCACAUGCACGACUCUUCCGCUACGCUCGUGAACAGGUUCGCCCGCAAAGGCGCGCUGCGGCAGAAGAACGUGCACGAAGUGAAGAACCACAAGUUCAUCGCGCGCUUCUUCAAGCAGCCCACAUUCUGCAGCCACUGCACCGACUUCAUCUGGGGAUUUGGCAAGCAGGGAUUCCAGUGCCAAGUGUGCUGUUUUGUGGUGCACAAAAGGUGCCAUGAAUUCGUCUCAUUCUCCUGUCCAGGGGCUGACAAGGGGCCAGAUACAGAUGAUCCAAGAAGCAAGCACAAAUUCAAGAUUCAUACCUACGGCAGCCCCACCUUUUGCGAUCACUGUGGCUCGCUUCUGUAUGGACUCCUCCACCAGGGGAUGAAAUGUGACACAUGUGACAUGAAUGUACACAAGCAGUGUGUGAUGAAUGUGCCAAGCCUGUGCGGAACAGACCACACUGAGCGCAGAGGACGCCUCUUCCUCAAGAUUGAGGUCAGCGGAGACAAACUUCACGUGACAGUUGGUGAAGCUAGAAACCUGAUUCCCAUGGACCCUAAUGGCCUCUCGGACCCAUACGUGAAGCUGAAGCUGAUCCCGGACCCCAAGAAUGAAACCAAACAAAAGACACGGACCAUCCGCUCUUCUCUUAACCCCACAUGGAAUGAAUCCUUCACCUUUAAGCUAAAGGCUACAGAUAAAGACAGACGGCUGUCAAUAGAGGUGUGGGACUGGGACAGAACCACCAGAAAUGAUUUCAUGGGAUCCAUGUCGUUUGGAGUGUCAGAACUGUUCAAGGCACCACUGUGUGGCUGGUACAAGAUGCUGAACCAAGAGGAAGGUGAAUACUACAAUGUGCCGAUUCCAGAAGUGGAUGACAUUAACUUGGAACUCAGGCAGAAGUUUGAGGCCUGUCAGCUAAAUAUCCACUUCCUAAAGAAAGCUAAGCUGGGCCCAGGCAAGAAAAUGAUCACACCGUCAGACCACCGGCGUUUCAGUUUUCCCUCCGGCAACAUGGACAGGGUUCAUCUCAACGACUUUCACUUUCUGGCACUUCUAGGAAAGGGCAGCUUUGGCAAGGUAAUGCUGGCGGAGAUGAAGUCCACGGAGGAGCUGUACGCAAUCAAGAUCCUGAAAAAGGACGUUGUGAUCCAGGAUGAUGACGUGGAGUGCACUAUGGUUGAGAAGAGGGUGCUGGCACUGAGGGACAAGCCACCCUUCCUCACUCAGCUGCACUCCUGCUUCCAGACAGUGGACCGGCUCUACUUCGUGAUGGAGUACAUUAAUGGAGGAGACCUGAUGUACCACAUCCAGCAAGUGGGCAAGUUUAAGGAGCCUCAGGCUGUGUUCUACGCUGCUGAGAUUGCCUUGGGCUUGUUUUUCCUGCAUAGGAAGGGAAUCAUCUACAGAGACCUAAAGUUGGAUAACGUGAUGUUGGACUCAGAAGGCCACAUUAAAAUAGCAGAUUUUGGCAUGUGUAAGGAGAACAUGUACGAAAGCAUGACAACACGCACCUUCUGCGGCACUCCAGAUUACAUUGCCCCAGAGAUUAUUGCUUAUCAGCCCUAUGGAAAAUCAGUGGACUGGUGGGCCUAUGGUGUGCUUUUGUAUGAGAUGCUGGCUGGGCAGCCCCCGUUUGAUGGUGAGGACGAGGAUGAGUUGUUUCAGUCGAUCAUGGAGCACAAUGUCUCCUAUCCCAAGUCCAUGUCGAAAGAAGCUGUGUCCAUCUGUAAGGGGCUGAUGACGAAGCACCCAUCUAAGCGACUCGGAUGUGGUCCAGAAGGAGAGAGAGACAUUAAGGAGCAGGCUUUCUUCCGCAGAAUCGACUGGGACCGGCUGGGCAAUCGAGAGAUUCAGCCCCCAUUCAAACCCAAAGUUUGUGGCAAAGGGGCGGAGAACUUCGACAAAUUCUUCACACGCACCCAACCCAUGCUGACCCCACCAGACCAACUGGUCAUCGCCAACAUCGACCAGAGCGAGUUUGCCGGCUUCUCCUACAUCAACCCACAGUUCAUCCACCCAUCAGUGCACGGAAGCGUUGUAUGAGACAGAACUGAUAUGUAACUCCCAUCCCCCCAGUGAUGAUGACUGUAAACUCAAUAUGUCUGUAUACUGUUAACAACCUUUCCUAAGCAAAGCAGUUUUGAAAGUGGGUUUAAAUGAGAUGAUCUAUGAUUGAAUGACAACAGGGUGACCAUCUACACAUGGUGCAAUACAUUAAAUAGGUAACAAUGGUUCUGAAAUCCUUACUGGUUUGAAGGCUUUAGAGCAAUGAUACCAUCACAGCCUGUUAUAUAUCUGGUUAUAUGUAAUUUCAGUGUAAAUUAAUGAUGCAAUAUAACGUGGAAUAGCACAACAUGUUCAAUGUGAUCCGUGGACCUGAGAGUGUAGUACAGAGAAGUAGUUGAGAAUUGAUUGUGGUUAGUUGGUCAUAUUGGAGCAGUAGGCAAUAUCAGGAGACAUGUAGGACCAGUGAAAUCAUUUUAAUAUUAAAGGAUAAUACACUGGUUUUUCUUCAUUUUAACCCCUGAAUCCAGAGCCUUGCCGUUCUGGCUGUAUGAGGUAUGUUGACAUGCUUGACUUGCUUUUUUUUUUUUUUUUUUUGUCUUAGCGUUGUCAGUUUCCUCUUAUCUACUGCCAUUUCUAAACUUCCUAAACUAAAUAGAAAUAUAUGCAUAUAUAUUUGUAUAUGAAAAAAAAGAUUAUCUAUUGUUAUAGGCGUGCCAAAAUAGAGGUGCAUUAAAAGAUUUUUAUUACUCUUACAAUGACCGUAUACUAAUUUCGGUAUAACUCUAUUUUCAUCCUGACUUGUUGGAGCAAGUUGUUCUCUGCUCCUGUUUGCAGCAUGAAAGUCCUCGAAUGUACGUUCGAUUCCAGAUGAAGUUUUGUUUAAGUUAUUGUUUGCAUCAGCCAGCAUGCUGUAUACUGUACAUUCAAGACAGCCAGCAAACGGUAAAGGGUGUGUGCAUGAUUGCUCUUGUACACACUGCAGAGCUACAUGACACAGAGAUGUUUCUUUCUAUUACACUGCAAAUUGACUCAUCUGAAACAUCCCAACAACUCUAAAACUAUUGUGUUCCUGAGAAAAAAAAAUUGAGUCUUUGCGCAACUCAGAAAAAAAAGAGGGUACACACAGCGCGCAUGCAUAGUAGCCCACUAGCUAAUGCAUAGUCUAAAGUCCAGUGACGAAAAAUUGUUGCAUCCACAUGACCAGUUUGCUGUUUUGAAAUGCACAAUGCAGUUCUAUGAUGCAUGUUUAUUUCUCUGUUUAGUAAAGUCCAUUAGAGAUCCCAAUAGACUGGGAACAGUCUCCAGUAUCCAACCUGCUUGCGUUAUAUGGUGAGAUAAGUGUUUAUGUACUUUUCCGUAAUGAACUCUGUGUUCUACUAUAUGCGCUGAAUUUCUUCUCUACUUCUUUCGAAUGCUUUCUUUCUUCCUGCGUUCUUUGCGUGACUACUUUCAUAUAAAGAGUUAUGUUUACUGUUACAUGAAAGCAACACUAUAUCAACUGUUUUUGUACAUACAGAGGCUGUUUCAAAAGAGAAUUAACUGUAGAUUUUAUACCAAGAACUGAAUGUGCUUUUACAACAGUAGUUGGUUAAGACAUAUCUGUACGCUUUAGAUAAUGUGAUUAAAGGAGACUAGUUUGGCAGAACCUUUGAUAGCUUUGUUAACGGCAAACCUUGUUACAUAUGUAUUUCUUGUAUUUAUCUGCACUUUUUUGUCAAUGUUUAUGAGACAAUAUAAGCGACGAAACAGUAUCUAGAUAUGAGCGCCGUUUAAACCAACGCUCCUGCACAUUGUGUUUCUUUUUGUUGUGUGCAUGUAAGGGUGCGGGCAAAUCGGAGCAUGUAAAUCAAGUGUUGAAUCAACUACAAAUCUACAAACCAACCAUCUCCAGGAAUGGCUGUGUCAUGCCAAGUAUAAAACCUGUGCCCUUUACUUUCAUGUUGUCACCCUCGUCCUUUUUUCUUUUCAUCUUUCCUGUUUUUUUGUUUUUUUUUUAUCUUUCCACAUCUGGCUUUUGAAUGAAAAACCAGGAUAGACAUUAAUCUUACUUUAUUUCGAACAAGAACAUUUACUUUUAUUCCUAUUUGUAACAAAUUGACAAUUUUGCUGCAUAAAUUGGCUUGCAUAAGUUUUCACCCCCUGGCCCUCAAAAACCUGGAACUCAAAUGGACUUACUUUACUUAAAAUUUAAGGUUUCUGGAAAAACAUAAUUUAAUUUAAAAAGUAAAACUUAGAACUGCAUUUUACAUUCCUUACAUGUGAUUUGAAAUAUUUCAAGACCCCUUUUUUAUGAUUAUGGCUUACAGCUCAAUAAUAUCAAACUCCAGUAUGUCAAAAUUAUAGAAAAUAUUCUAAAAUCUAUUUUUAAAAAAAGAUUUGCAAUGCAGAAAUUCUGAAAAAUUCAUUGAAAUUCAUGUUCAUUUAAACACUCAGCACUUGUUCAGAGCUUCUUUUGCACAAAUUACUGCAUCAAUGGCAUAGAGGCAAUAAGCCGUUGGCACCAGGUUGCUUUGAUAACAGCCUUCAGGUCGUCUGUCAGGUGUUUCUCAUCUUCCUUUUGACAAUAACCAAAUCUCUGGGGAUGAGAAUUUAUGUGGUUCAGGUCAGGCACUGUGGGCAGGUGCUAAGUUCUACUGAUAAAGGAAAUCAGUAUCUGCAUAAAUCUUGUCAACAGAUGUGCUCUUAAAUCUCCUGGGAGACCGCUGCUAGUUGGACUUGAUAAAACACUGUGUACCAAACCCAAGCAGAAGACAUGGCAUCCCAAAUCAUCAUCAGCUGCAGAAAAUUCAAAAUUGACUACAAGCAGGAUUCUGUGCCUCUCCAUUCUUCGUCCAGACUCUGGGACCUUGACUUCCAAAUGAAAUACAAGAUGUAUAUUCAUCAUAAAAGAGGACUUUGGACCAUUGAGCAAUGGUCCAGUUGUUUUUCUGCUUAGCUCAGCUAAGACGCUAAGACGUUUUCUAUGGAUUGAUGCGACUUGAUGCAGAAAAUACAACAGUUGUAGCCCAUGAGUGUGGUGGCUCUUGAUACACUGACUCCAGCCUCUCCUUGUGAAGCUUUCAAGAGAAUUGGCUUUGUUUAAAAGUCAAAAUAAAUAUGCUUUGAUACAGCACUCUGCCACACACUCUGUGGUGUGUAUUUAAACUAAAUUUAUAGUCAUUUUAAUUUAUAGUAAAUGCAACCAAAAAAGGCUUGAAAUGUUUCACUUUACAUGUAGCGAAUCUAGAAUAUAUGCUUUUUUUAUAUAUAAUUCUUUCCACAAUAUUCAGAAUUUUUAGGAAGCACUGUAAUUUGCUAAAUGUUUUACAAAGUAAAAAAGUAUUAAUUGCAGAUGCAACCAGUUGCCAUCAGAAAUCACAAUUUUUAAAUAGGUCUUUAAAUCAGGUUAAUUUGUUUUGCACCUAUUGUGUCACGCUAUAAAUCAAUCUGUUCAUGGAAGGCCAUAGAGCUUGUAAUAGAGUAAAAACAUUAUGAAAUACAUGAAAUAUUUUAAGUGCAUUAUUAAAAAUGGAAAGAAUUCUUCACAACUGUGACUCUGAUUAGACAAGGUCAUUUCCUCAUGUGACCAGGUAAAGAGGGCAUUGAUAAGAGAAUGUGUAGAUGUUUAUGGACAUACAGUAAUAUAUACCUUAUAGUUUUGAAGACUCUUGCUUGAAGGUCUGGUACUAAUCUGGUCCAUAUUUUAACUCACAAACUAAAGCUUAAGUGGUCUAAAAGUCCAGUCCUUGUCUAUUCAGUCUUCAUCCAUUCGUGCCAAAAAUCUGUUUAUACAUUUAGAUAUAGACAAUGUAAUUAUAUUAAGUUUAAGAAUCACCCAACAGGAAUCCAUUUCCCCCAACCCAAUGCCUCAGGAUGUUCCCAUACACAUGCACUAUUAAUGUGCCAAUGAUCUUAGUGGAUUAUUGUCUACUUUGAUACUUUAACAGUGGAUUUGUCAACAUUGUUUAUUGAAUUUGGACAGAAAUCACUGGAUUGGGACUUUUGCCAUUAAACUGUAAUACUGUUCACUGCAAAGCAAUGGAUAUAUGCAUUUUUUUUUUCAUUUUUAUAGCAAUACAGCGCUACCCUUUAUUUUAAAUUACUAAAACAUAUUUAUUAAUAUGUGAUGUAUAAUUGAUUACCUUCAUUUGACCUAUUAUAAUUAUAAAGACAUUUACAGAAAUGUAUGGAAAUAGGUGCUCAAACUCUUUUCACAUACUUGGAAUCAACCCAAUAAAGUGCAAGAUUUAAUGAGUAAAUUAUUUUGUGUUGGAAAAAUAGGUGUUUAGCAUUCCUUCACAUCAAAGUUUGUGCAUCAUACUUAAAUAUGGAAAUUAUUUAAAACUUACAGUGAUGGUUAUGCCAAUGAGAUGGCACCCUAUUUAGUGAGAAUUACAGUGUGUCUCACAUUGAGAAUGUUGGAAUUAUAUUAGGUAUUUUAACUUCUCAGAUAAUGACAGCGUGCAAAAUCUUUGUGGGUCAAAGCAUAUACUGUAUUUACAUAAAUAUAAAUACAUGAAGAAAUUCCAUCCAGAAUAUCACUGGAUCCAGGGCAAAGUUUUAGUUUGAAAUUAAUAUUUACCUCCUUGUUUAUAACUACCAAGCUUUGAAAACGUUUGUCCUUAUUUGUCCAUUGUUGAAGAUACGGUGUAUUAAUAAAUGUUAAGGAAAUGCUGUCUUGGACUUCUUUUUUUUUACCUUAUACUAUUAAACCAUUGCUUAAAGAUCAAAUGCAGGAACAUUGACUCAUAAUAUGUUGAAUAAUAUAUCAGAAUAUGUAUUAUCUGUAACAUAACCAUUGCUUAUGGA
Clarias gariepinus (North African catfish) is the source of this 6924-nucleotide messenger RNA. RefSeq names its product protein kinase C, alpha, b (gene prkcab). Gene Ontology annotation, molecular function: ATP binding; diacylglycerol-dependent serine/threonine kinase activity; zinc ion binding. The transcript is spliced from 18 exons. Lineage: Eukaryota; Metazoa; Chordata; Actinopteri; Siluriformes; Clariidae. Bases 127 to 2172 code for a protein of 681 amino acids. Gene Ontology annotation, biological process: protein phosphorylation. The record is from RefSeq and is a predicted model, not a curated record.